UAUUUCAAAAGAAGUUUCAGGUCUUUGUUAAGCGUGAGGUGUGAGGAGGAAGCGGAGGAAGGCAUCAUAGAGGAGCAGCCAGAGAUAUGAGUGUCUUGGACCAAUUGGCUACAGCCGAUCCUCUCCUGGCCAGAUUCAUUGAGGGAGAAACACAGAAACAGCGCUUUCAGGUCCUUGUUCAUGAAUUGACUGAGAAGUGCUGGGACAAGUGUAUGGAUCGCCCAUCAACACGUCUCGAGUCCCGCACAGAGAGCUGCAUCACUAAUUGCGUAGAACGUUUCAUUGAUGCAAAUAAUUUUGUUGCCAACCGCUUGCAGAAAGUUGCAACUACUUCAGGACUUAUGUAAUGCUUAUACAGGAUUUAAAGCACAGAAUUAAGUUUA
Messenger RNA from Procambarus clarkii (red swamp crayfish), 383 nucleotides. Lineage: Eukaryota; Metazoa; Arthropoda; Malacostraca; Decapoda; Cambaridae. The record is from RefSeq and is a predicted model, not a curated record.